Messenger RNA from Erythranthe guttata (spotted monkey flower), 1202 nucleotides. Its product is annotated as abscisic acid receptor PYL8. The record is from RefSeq and is a predicted model, not a curated record. Lineage: Eukaryota; Viridiplantae; Streptophyta; Magnoliopsida; Lamiales; Phrymaceae. Gene Ontology annotation, cellular component: cytoplasm; nucleus. Gene Ontology annotation, biological process: abscisic acid-activated signaling pathway. Gene Ontology annotation, molecular function: signaling receptor activity; protein phosphatase inhibitor activity; abscisic acid binding.
GAGAGAGAGAGAGAGAAAGAAAGAUUAAAAAAUUAAAAUUGGGCCAUUCAGGCAACUUGCAGGUGCCAAUGGCGGUGUCUUUUGGACUGUUGUGAAAGCUCUGACCCCCCUCACUUUGAUUCUCAUUCACUCCCCCCACCCCCCAACCCCACCCCCACCCCGCCCCCUUCAAACCACUACAAUUUCCCCCAAUAUCCACUCCCACCCACCUCUUUCCGGUACAAUCCCGACCGUAGAUUUUUCACAAUGGUCAACCCGAUGAACGGCGACCGCCGCACCGGCGGACCGGAGGAGGCUUUCAUCACCAGACACCAUAGGCAUGACGUCAGAGAUAACCAGUGCACUUCCUCCUUGGUCAAACACAUCAAAGCUCCUCUCCCAAUCGUAUGGUCGUUAGUGAGGAGAUUUGAUCAGCCGCAGAGGUACAAGCCGUUCGUGAGUAGGUGUAUAGUUGAGGGCGAUUUGCGUAUCGGUACUGUUAGAGAGGUGAAUGUGAAGUCUGGGCUGCCGGCGACGACGAGCAAGGAGAGGCUGGAGCUGUUGGACGACGAAGAGCAUAUUUUUAGCAUGAGGAUUGUCGGCGGCGAUCACCGCCUCAAGAACUACUCUUCAAUAAUCACCGUUCAUCCAGAGACCAUAGAUGGAAGGCCAGGUACAAUGGUGAUCGAGUCUUUUGUGGUGGAUGUGCCAGAUGGCAACACUAAAGACGAAACAUGCUACUUCGUCGAGGCUUUGAUCAAUUGUAACCUUAAAUCUUUGGCUGAUGUCUGUGAGCGUCUAGCUGUGCAGGAUCGAAGCGGGUCCCACUGAUUAGAGUCUGAGUAGAUACUAUGCCGGGAUUUAAGAAAAGAAAGAAAAAAAGGGUGAUAUAUUUAACUACCACAGAGUAGAGAGACUGGUGUCCUGCCAUUCCUCUUCAGCUGCAUGCCUAUUCAGCUAUCUUUAUCGGGUUCGAAUUUAUUUAUCGUGGGUUUUGUUCGGUUUAGUUUCUUGAAACUGUGUCUCUAUAUAUAUUCAACCCACUCUUUCUGGAAUGGAGGACUUGUUCGAUUUUUCGUCUUUAUCAUGUUUGUUGACUUUUGUGUUGAGACUUGGUUUUUUGUAAAUAUUUUCUUUUAGGCUAAGGGAGAUGAUGAAUAAUUUUUGAAUGUGUUUGGAUAUAAUGUUUUGUGUUUGAUAUUAUGAUGGAGUUGCUACUUUGA